UCAAAUAAUUUGGAAAGGUUGCUUAAAACCCAUACUCGCGCACCAGGUUUUGUUCAAUCCUGUUUCUGCUCCAAGGAAACCAAAAUAUUUCUUCUGUCACUCGGUCACUCUGCGGCGGAGCGGAUUGCCUUCCACUGUUGCCCUAUCAGGGAAAGGUCUUAUCUGCUCUGAACGCUCUAAGAUGACCCACACAAGCAAAGGAGAGGCCAACAAAGGUGUUCAAAGGGAACACUUGUUCCGUAAAGAGAAAAAGAAAAGUGCAAAGCAGCAAAUUGAUGCAACCUUGGAAGAAAUUUACAAUGAACGUUAUGAGUUAAGCGAUGAAGAUGAUGAUAGUGACUGGGAUCCUUUAGAGAAACAAGUUAAGGCCGUGAAGUGGUUUUGUAUCAACUGCACCAUGGUUAACCUCAGUAAUGUUGUCCAUUGCUAUGCCUGUGGAGAGCACAAGGGUUCUGGAAUAGUUAGUUUGGGAUGUUUUGCCUCACCACUCAUGCCAGAGGGAGAUAUUGCAGCACUUGAGUUAGAUGCUACUGAGAAACCCAAAGGUUCAUUCCAGAAAGGGUUUCCAUCGGACUCCACCAUGGUUGGGUUUGAUGAGAGGAUGCUGCUCCAUGAUGAAGUUGAAAUGAAGUCUCAUCCUCACCCCGAGAGACCAGAUCGUCUUCGAGCUAUUGCCGCUAGUCUUGCUAGUGCAGGUAUAUUUCCUGGGAAGUGUUAUCCAAUUGCAGCAAGAGAAAUUACAAGGAAGGAACUUCAGAUGGUACAUGCUUUGGAGAAUAUUGAAGCUGUAGAAUUUACAAGUCGCCUGCAUGCCAGUUAUUUUACUCCCGAUACUUAUGCAAAUGAAUAUUCAGCAUGUGCUGCCAGACUUGCCGCAGGCUUAUGUGCUGAUCUUGCUUCAACAAUCUUCUCUGGCCGUGCUAAAAAUGGUUUUGCUUUGGUUCGCCCUCCUGGCCACCAUGCCGGCGUAAAACAAGCCAUGGGAUUCUGUCUCCUUAAUAAUGCAGCUGUUGCAGCAUUUGCAGCUCAGGCCGCAGGAGCAAAGAGGGUUUUAAUAGUUGACUGGGAUGUACAUCAUGGAAAUGGAACACAAGAAAUAUUUGAAAGAAGCAAAUCAGUUCUCUACAUAUCUUUACACAGACACGAGGGUGGGAAAUUUUACCCUGGUACCGGAGCUGCUAAAGAGGUUGGCUCCAUGGGUGCAGAAGGAUACUGUGUGAAUAUUCCAUGGAGCCGGGGUGGAGUUGGUGACAAUGAUUAUGUAUUUGCAUUUCAAAAUAUUGUGCUUCCUAUAGCCUCUGAGUUCGCUCCAGAUUUCACUAUUAUUUCAGCAGGAUUUGAUGCUGCAAGGGGUGAUCCCCUUGGUUGUUGUGAUGUGACUCCCGCUGGUUAUGCAUUGAUGACACAAAUGUUGAGUCCUUUAUCGGGAGGAAAAUUACUUGUCAUCCUAGAAGGAGGGUAUAAUCUUCGAUCAAUAUCAUCUUCAGCUACAUCAGUGAUUAAGGUCUUACUAGGUGAAAGUCCAGAAACAGACCUGGAUCGUUUUAUACCUUCAAAGUCCUGUUUAAGAACCAUAAUGGAGGGUACUCAAAAUACAGAUGAGCUAUUGGCCAAUAAAGUUCCACUUCGACAAGCUGUUGUCACAAUGGGGAAUGCAAGCUUUUAAGAACACAAGUGUAAUCCCUCCUGCUUCUUCGAAACGUCCUGCUCUUACCCCUUCCUCAACUGUUCUUGCUGGUAGGGGUGAAGGAAAGGUGAUUGUGGCUGCUGGGAAGUUGGUUCCUCAGCAAGGUUCCUCCGCUGGCCAGGCUACCGAACACGCCAGGGAAGCGUUCACGGAUUGAGAGUGGUGGUCAGCUGGUCCUGAUCGACCACGUUAUUGACUUAACGGCCCCUGAAUUGGAAACCAUGCAGUCUGCUCUUCCUCCUCGCCCGAAGAUGGGUUCUACUCCUGGAAAGGAAGGUGAUCCUGCUCUUGCUGAUACCUCGGUCAGUAGCCGGCUGACCGUGGAAUUCUCUGCCAUGGGCCCUCGUGCCGAGGGUCUCACACUGUUCGGGCAGACUGCAUCAUCUAUGUGGUGCAGCACUUCCCUGAAGGCCGGUGAGAACUUUACCAAUUUAGCUCAUUGGUCCGAUCUGGUCGAAGCAGGUCAUCUGGAAAGCAUCAAGGUCGGGACUUACUACCACAUGGCUUUCUUGGCCGCUGAGCGGGAGAUGACGCUUCUUGCUCAGGAGCGGGACAAUAGUCAGACUCUUCUGGCUGCUGCUCGCAAGAUGACCGCAGAUCUUCAGGAUCGGGCCAACAAGGGAGAUAAGGCCAGGGCUGAGCUGGCGGAGCUGGAGAAAAGACUUCAGCAUCGCGACCAGGAGAUAAGGGCUCUUAGGGCCAAGGUGGAAGCCGCUGAGGCUGCUGGUCUAAAAUUCAAGAAGAGCCAGCCCAAAGAGGGAGAGAGGUAUCUCGCUCCCUAUUCGGCCGAUGCUUCCAAGAUCACCCAACAAGCGGUGUUUGACUUCCAACGGGGCAAAGGGUUGAGCAUCGCUCUGGAGAAUAUCGCUCGGGAGUUCCUUGGGAAACACCUGGGGGAAUUUUUGGAGAAAUGUGAGAACCCCUUGGUCGAUGGCCUGAAACUCCUGGACUCGUCAGCGGCUGGAAAAGCAUUUGCCAAUGCCAUGGCUCGGGACAUUCUUGUCAAGUGCCAGGACAUGAUCGUUGAUCGGAACCUCGAGGUGAUCAAUGUGCAUUUUCCUCAGCCAUUCGAUCCUGAAGAGGAGGACUUCGAUGAGCUGUUCUGCCGGGCUUACAAGCGGGUGAUGGAGAAAAGGCAAAAGGCAAAAGAUUCUGCCGAGCCUUCAAAUUCCAAAUCUAGUGCAUCUCCAAAUGAGGAUCCUCCCGCAGCAUAGCUUUUUGUCUUUUUACUUUGUUUAUUCCUUCAUUCUUUUGUAUUUCCCGGCCGGUAGUGCCGAAGAAUAAAGACAUAUUCUUCGUUCG
Molecule: messenger RNA, 2989 nt
Organism: Cuscuta epithymum
Lineage: Eukaryota; Viridiplantae; Streptophyta; Magnoliopsida; Solanales; Convolvulaceae
Source: the annotation of a GenBank genome assembly